Molecule: messenger RNA, 1361 nt
Organism: Salvia miltiorrhiza (redroot sage)
Lineage: Eukaryota; Viridiplantae; Streptophyta; Magnoliopsida; Lamiales; Lamiaceae
Product: ABC transporter I family member 19
Exons: 6
Coding region: 234-1097 (287 amino acids)
Molecular function (GO): ATP hydrolysis activity; ATP binding
Source: RefSeq, a predicted model, not a curated record
UGUUAAGUUGAGUUAUAAUGAUUUGUUAAAGUGGCAAAUGAACAAAAAAUAAUGAAUUGUGUAUUUGGUUGGUAAAAUGAAUGAAGUUAGGUGGAAUUAGCGCCUCUCCAUCCAUACAGCUUGAUUCAAACCCCGUGGCACCAUUACACCCGCCAACUCCAUCGCCGCUACCGCACCCUUUAUAAACCCACUCCACCGUUGCCACCUCACUAAACCCCAAUCUAAUUCUAGCUAUGGAGGGAGAAGGAUCCCACAGCAUACAGGUCACCGGCAUGCAAUUCUCCUACGACGCCACUUCCCCUAUCUUCUUCGAUUUCAAUCUCAACGUAUCGCCGGGAUCGCGCUGCCUCCUCGUCGGCGCCAAUGGAUCCGGUAAGACGACUCUGCUGCGGAUACUGGCGGGGAAGCAUAUGGUGGGCGACCGGGAUGUGGUGAGAGUGCUGAAUUGCUCCGCAUUUCACGACACCAGUCUCGUUUGCAACGGUGAUUUGGCCUAUUUGGGAGAAUCUUGGAGCAAGACUGUCAGCUCUGCUGGGGACCUACCGCUUCAAGGCGACUUCUCAGCUGAACAUAUGAUAUUUGGAGUUGAAGGUGUUGACCCUGUUAGACGGGAUAUGCUGAUCGAACUUUUGGAUAUUAAUCUUCAGUGGCGGAUGCACAAGGUAUCUGAUGGCCAACGACGUCGGGUGCAAAUUUGCAUGGGUCUUCUUCAUCCUUACAAGGUACUUUUGCUAGAUGAGGUCACUGUCGAUCUAGACGUUGUGGCUAGGAUGGAUUUGCUGGAAUUUUUCAAGGAAGAGUGUGAGAAGAGAGGAGCAACAAUUGUUUAUGCAACUCAUAUUUUUGAUGGACUCGAGACAUGGGCAACCAAUCUUGUUUAUGUUCAAGAUGGUACGUUGAAGAAGUCGGAGAAGAUGGCCGAGCUCAAUGAACUGAAGCAUAACCCGAAUUUGCUCUCAGUUGUUGAGUCAUGGCUACGGUCUGAAACAAAGAUUGAGAAGAAGAAGCCAAUAAACUCUCCAUCCCCUCUUAAAAAAUCUUCUCCAUUUGAUGCUUCUCCUUUUAAGUCUUCAAGACAUAUGGCAUAUUACCGCUGAUCUGCAUCCAUUUCAGGGGAAAUUUGAAUUUAUCAUCCAGAAAUAGCAAAUCAAACGACCUCAAAUAUUUAUUUAAUGAGAAACUCUUGCUCUUUCAGAGGCAUCCAAUAACCACGUAGCGACUCUUCUUUUAUACCUUAUAUUCUGCUGUCUUUUAUGUCAUAGCAGGUAAUUGCUUCAGAAUUUCUGUAAUACAAGCAUUGUUUCAUCAUAUUUGUAACUAUUUUAUUUGAAUUUAUGGAAAAUAUCAUAUUUGAUUAUCAA